This is a messenger RNA of Penicillium cosmopolitanum, 1308 nucleotides long. RefSeq lists its product as uncharacterized. The coding region runs from base 1 to 1308 and encodes 435 amino acids. Gene Ontology annotation, biological process: lipid metabolic process. Gene Ontology annotation, molecular function: phosphoric diester hydrolase activity. The record is from RefSeq and is a predicted model, not a curated record. Lineage: Eukaryota; Fungi; Ascomycota; Eurotiomycetes; Eurotiales; Aspergillaceae. The transcript has a single exon.
AUGCCGCAAGCUGACAAGUUGGAUGUCUUUCCGCAAGAAUCAUCUACAUUCCUGGCCCUUGUUAUCAGACAACCCGCCCUUGAAGGAAAAGUUGAAACCACAUCGCUCAUACUGCUGGCGCUUGUGUUUGCGCACUCUGCUCGUCUUCUUCGUUAUGCUGUGAGUAAAAUUCCGAGCCAAGCUCCAAUCCCUGCCCUUUUCACUCUCUUCUUCCUGCAGAAUCGCCGAACUUAUCCUUUUUUCAAAAAAUAUAGCGGUGUCAUUCAAUUCAUCUCCCUGGCUUUUGGCAUUGCUCUGUCGUUCUUCCCUGACGAAUAUGACCGUGCCGCGAGUAUCUGGAAGCAUGGCGUCGCCGAUCACAUCGAGGGCGACGCCUCGCACUGGCCAACCGAUCGCUCACGCGAAAUCAUUGCUGUCAACUGUCAUUCGCACAAUGACUACUGGCGCAAGAUCCCGCUCUUCUCCGCGCUGCAGGCUGGCUGUGUAGGCGUCGAGGCGGACGUCUGGCUCUUCGAUGAAGAGCUGUACGUCGGUCAUACCACGUCUUCUCUAUCCUCGCGCCGAACUCUACGCUCCUUAUACAUUGACCCGCUGGUUGAGAUUCUCAACCAGCAGAAUCCUGCGACGCCUUUCCGUCGUAUUCUCGACACCCCUGUCCGUGGUGUCUUCGAUGCAGACCCCAAUCAAUCGGUCGUUCUUCUGAUCGACUUCAAAACGGACGGCGCGGCGACUUGGCCUGCUGUCGCUGAGGAACUUGCUCCGCUCCGGGAUCGAGGGUAUCUGACUUACUUUAAUGGGAAUGAGAUUAUCCCGGGGCCCGUCACUGUCGUUGGAACGGGGAAUGCGCCUUUCAAUCUCGUCACAGCUAACUCCACCUAUCGAGAUAUCUUCUUCGACGCUCCACUCGAGAAGCUCGUUGACGAGGACAACAACGACGAAGAUCCUCUUGAAGGCUCAUCAUCUGGCUCUGGACAAGGCCACACUGGCAUGCCCGACACGCUCCGCCCAAAUACAUUCAAUAUAACGAAUAGCUACUACGCCUCUGUCUCAUUCAAGAAGGCCGUCGGGUUCCCUUGGCCUUUUCAUUUCACGCAGCGCCAGAUGGACAUUAUUCGGGACCAGGUCCGGGUUGCGCAUCGGCAUGGGUUGAAAGUGCGAUACUGGUCGGUUCCGAGCUGGCCGGUCAGUUUGCGGAAUCAUAUUUGGAGAAUCCUUGUCCAGGAGGGCGUGGAUAUUCUCAAUGUGGAUGACUUGGUUACGGCUACCAAGGGUGACUGGAAGAUACCGAUCUUCGAUUGGUGGAUUUGA